Symbiodinium sp. CCMP2592 is the source of this 657-nucleotide messenger RNA. Lineage: Eukaryota; Dinophyceae; Suessiales; Symbiodiniaceae. The record is from the annotation of a GenBank genome assembly.
AUGGACCUAUGCACAAUCAACGAUGAGUGGGCGAAGAUCGCCACUAACAAGCGCGUCCAAGCGGCGCUGCUGAAGCUCGGAGUGGAAGAGAGCAUGAUGGAGGAGCGGCUCAGGCAGAUGCAGGAGAGCCUCUUCGGACGAAGGACAGGCCCAGGUGGGCAGGAUCAAGAUGGGGAGGCCGAAGAGAACGAAUCCAAUGACGGCUUGUCUUUCGAUGAGUUUGUGGAGCAGGUGAUUGACCUACGCAUGGAUACGCCAGCUGGCGCUCUCGACGUGGAGAUGCUGAAGGCCACUACCAGCUCGGAGCACAAGACACUCCGGCGGCGGCUGAUGUACGUGGAGUCGGAGCUCAGAAAGAUGCUCGGGGUUCCGAAGACUGCAAAUCUCAAGACCUUGAGCAGCAUGCACAGCAUGGAGGAGAACGCCUUCAUGCAUGCUACCGCCCGGAUAGACUCAGUCACCUCCAUGAUGCAAGACAACGUCCAGCACAUGGAGUCGUUGGCUCGUUCCCAGGAGGAGAGCACAAAAACGCUUGGGAGUACAAAAACUCUCGGCGCAUCUGACGAAGACCGCUUUCUCUCAGAGGUCCCCAUCGAGUUGCUCUUCGCGGUGCUAAAGGCCCGGGCAGCACAUGAGCCACCCCUGGAUGACGGCUGA